AUGGCAGAAAACACAAGCCAGGAGGUACUUGCACCGGCACAGGAUGUACACCCUGUCCACAGUGUGACACAGGACCUGGCCUCCGUGUCAUUGGACAACAAAGAUACCACAGAGCCAAUAGCACACAAACUGCGCAUAUCUACACAGCGACUGUCGACCCUUUCGGAUCUGGGCGAGUCGCGCGACUCCCCCUCCAAGCCAUAUCCGGCCGAGCAGUCUCCUUAUUAUCGUCGGUCUCGGCCUGACCUCAGUGAGUCGUCACGACGGGGCUCUCGCAUCUCGCAAAGCAGCAGCGAUCCUCUCAAGCUGGAACUAGCGGCGCUGCAGUUCCAUUCGUCACUGGACUAUGCCAUUGUCCGGGACUUUGGCUACCCUCCCCAACACCCCCUCUUUUUCGGCGCCCGUCAAAGCAUGUCUGUGGUGUCCAGCUCUCUUGACGAGGACGACGAUCUGGCAUACCCACCAGGAAUCGGCGAGGGUCCACCUUACUACGAGGACUCAGACGUGGACGCAGAGCUGGACAGCGAGCUCAACGGCCGGGCAGUUGCGCUUUUCGAUUUCGAGCCGGAAAACGACAACGAAAUCGGCCUGUUCCAGGGCCAGAUUGUGUGGGUGCACUACCGGCACGGCCAGGGCUGGCUAGUGGCCAUGAACUUAGACACAGAGGAAACAGGAUUGAUUCCCGAGGAAUACGUGCAGAUUCUGGGGGAAGACGAGGUGGUAUCGCAUGGUUUGGAUGGAGAGGAGGAUGAGGAAGAGGCCUCAGCUGCAGCUGCAGUGUCAUCAGCCGCGGCCGCUCUCAUGGCCAAGGAGGAUCAGAAUCAUGAAGAAGUUGGAGAGAUGGAGCUCGAAACCGACGCGGGUUCCGUUGUUAGUGAGGACCAAACCGUCACCGGAGAGGACGACAAACCUGAAUUGAGCUAG
Molecule: messenger RNA, 924 nt
Organism: Yarrowia lipolytica CLIB122
Lineage: Eukaryota; Fungi; Ascomycota; Dipodascomycetes; Dipodascales
Cellular component (GO): cytoplasm
Molecular function (GO): protein binding
Source: RefSeq, a predicted model, not a curated record